AGGAGCGCGCAACGAGAGGGAGGAAGAAGAAAAAAACGUCCCAGCACGCUGGCGGAACGGGGUCACGAACUAUGACCUUUCACAGAUGAGAAACAUAAACAAAUACUUUUCAUAAACCCGACUUCCAAAUUCUACGUUGUUUAAUCUUACAGAUGUGGCUGGAAAUAUCGCCACUCCUACACAACUCAUGACACUACAUCACCAUGACAACCAACAUGGAGGUGCUCACUCAGCAGAUAGUGGCCACUGAUCAGGUUACUGAGGUACAGACGUCUCCCUCGGAUUCCUCCGUUAUGAGUGACUCCCCACAACGUAUCCAGAUCAUCUCCACUGACUCUACAGUCAGUACACCUCAACGCAUACAGAUUGUGACUGACCAGCAAACAGGUCAGAAGAUCCAGAUAGUGACCACUGUGGACCCUACAUGCAGCCCCAAGCAGCAGUUUAUCCUGACAGCGCCUGAUGGCACAGGGGCCAGUAAAGUCAUCCUGGCAUCGCCGGAGAGCCAGAACGCUAAACAGCUCAUCUUCACCACUGCAGACAGCCUGAUGCCCGGCAGAAUACAGAUAGUGGCAGAUGCCGUGUCAGUGGAGAGGCUGCUGGCAAAGGCAGGAGACAUGGGCCGGCCGCAGCCUGUGGAGUACUGUGUGGUCUGUGGAGACAAGGCCUCAGGGAGGCAUUAUGGGGCAGUGAGCUGUGAGGGCUGUAAGGGUUUCUUCAAGCGGAGUGUCCGAAAGAACCUGACCUACAGUUGCCGCAGCAACCAGGACUGCGUUGUCAACAAGCACCACCGAAACCGCUGUCAGUUCUGCCGUCUCAGGAAGUGCCUGGAGAUGGGCAUGAAAAUGGAGUCUGUGCAGAGUGAGAGGAAGCCAGUGGAUCUUCCGAGAGAAAAGCCGGCCAACUGUGCUGCCUCCACAGAGAAGAUUUAUAUCCGGAAAGAUCUGCGGAGUCCACUCAUCGCCACGCCAACCUUCAUCACUGACAAGGAUGGCUCACGUUCAGGUGUGCUGGACCCCGGUAUGCUGGUGAACAUCCAGCAGCCUCUUAUUCAGGCUGAUGGCACGCUGCUCCUGGCCACUGACCCCAAGGCAGAGUCCAAUCAGGGGGACCUGGGAACACUGGCCAGUGUUGUGACGUCACUUGCAAACCUGAACGAAUCACUCAACAAUGGAGAUUCUGCCGACUCACCGCAAGAGGAUCAGUCUAGUGAAAUCACACGUGCCUUUGACACGCUGGCUAAAGCUCUGAACCCCAGUGAGGCUGGAGGGGGGCAGAGCCUGGGGGAGGCGGAUUGUGUGGGCGGAGCCACCAUUCAGGUGAUCAGCCGGGACCAGGUGACACCCAUCAUCGAGGUGGAGGGGCCCCUGCUCACGGACACCCACGUCAGCUUCAAGUUGACGAUGCCCAGUCCAAUGCCAGAGUAUCUGAAUGUUCACUACAUCUGUGAGUCUGCGUCCCGCCUGCUUUUCCUCUCUAUGCACUGGGCACGCUCCAUACCAGCAUUUCUCGCUCUUGGACAGGAGUGUCACACAGCGCUGGUGCGAGCGUGUUGGAACGAGCUCUUCACGUUGGGCCUGGCACAGUGCUCACAGGUCAUGAAUCUCUCCACCAUCCUGGCAGCAAUCGUCAACCACCUACAGUCCAGCAUCCAGGAUGAGAAGCUGUCUGGCGACCGCAUCAAGCUGGUGAUGGAGCACAUCUGGAAGCUGCAGGAGUUCUGUAACAGCAUGGCCAAGCUGGAGACGGAUGGCUAUGAGUACGCCUACCUCAAAGCCAUUGUGCUCUUCAGUCCAGACCACCCCGGCUUGAGCAACUGUAGCCAGAUAGAGAAGUUUCAGGAGAAAGCUCAGAUGGAGUUGCAGGACUAUGUGCAGAAGACCUACCCAGAGGACACAUACAGGUUAGCUCGAAUCCUGAUGCGUCUCCCUGCUCUGCGGCUCAUGAGUUCCAGCAUCACGGAGGAGCUCUUUUUCACAGGGCUGAUUGGCAACGUGCCCAUCGACAGCAUCAUCCCCUACAUCCUCAAGAUGGAGACCGCCGACUACAACAGCCAAAUCACAGGCUCCAGUGCAUGACCCUCGUGAUCCCCAGGUCACUCUUGGGACCUCCCUCUGAACCCACUGGCCUUAAAAUGCUUCAGUCCCACAAACCCCGCUCUCCCUCAUUCCGAACAGUGACCUACAUUUCAUAUACGUAUUUCUUUUUUUUUUUUUUUCUUUCUUUUUUUUAGGUGGAUGAAUUUCUGUCUGAUGUAAACACAUUCGGAAAUUUGUACGGUAAUUAUGCUUUAUCUCAAUAGGCCAUUUUGAAGGCGUUUGUCUAAAGCCCUGGCGCUCGGCCUGAAUGUUCACUCGGAGAGAUGCGUCACGCUUCGUUUCAUGUCCCGGAGCGCCGUGUUCCAGGAGCGCGACGCAAUCGCUCCGCUCCGCUCCCUCUCUGGGACUCUCGCGGCUGGGAGUCCGAGCCGCAGCUGAGGCCAACGCCAGCACUUCGUUUUCUACGCUUCGUAGGACAAGCACUUACAUCCCAAGCAUUUAUAGAAGACAUUCAUGGAAGCCUUUUGUUCGUGUUUCCCCCUCCCCCUGCACAUAUGCCUUUUUUGUUUUUUAACGUCUGGCUGGUUGAGGAUAUCCUCUUGCCUUCUGUUUGCUACUCUGCCCACGGUCAGCCGACUGGGACCCCGUGACACGUGAACAAUCCCUCUGUCUGGAUAAUCGGAGUCUCGAUGAAUGUCUCCACAAGACGUCCUCUUGGACUUGGUCUGCUUAGAUCAACUGAUCAUCAUAGGAUCAUCAAAUGUCUUUGAUGCUGGCACUGCUGAAUAUAAUGUGGGUGGGUCUGUGCAGCUGUCGCUCUUUUAGUCAGGUACAGCUGUCAGUUACUGCUCAGAUAACGUUUCGAUUCCAUACAGCAAUUCUUUUUCAAACUCUAAAGCCAUUUUAGUCUGUACGAUAACGGAUCACCAAAAGCCUAUUCAUAUCACCACAUAGAAGCCUGUUGUUGCAGUAGCUCCCUUACUUUCCCUGACAACUUCAACAAAAAAGUUGAAACCGAGAUAGCCCUCUCAUUUGGUGUUGAGAUGUGGCAUCAUAAGGACUUCAUGUGAAUGAGUCGUGGUCAGUAACACCAGAGGUCUGAGUAUGAGUGCACUGAGCCACCAUAGAUGGACAUGAUCAGCAAGGCAGAUAGUUCCACAAAUGUGGAGGACUGGCUCCUCCUGUUCGAUGGGUGAGAGCCUAACAUCCACAUAGCCUCAGUACUCUGUUGUCAUGACAAUCAUGUAGUCAAUCUUCUGUUAGAUUUCAUUUUGUCUCUCGUGGUGCCCAUAUCCUCAGUCUGCCUGUGUGUGUGUGUGUGUGUGUGUGUGUGUGUGUGUGUGUGUGUGUGUGAGAGAGAGAUUGUGUGUGUUUGUUUGUGUGUGUGUGUGUGUGUGUGUGUGUGUGUGUGUGUGUGUGUGUGUGUGUGUGUGUGUGUGUGUGUGAGAGAGGGAGAGAGAGAGUGAGAGACAGAGAAAUUGAGUCUUCUUUCUUUUUCUCUGUUAUCUCUGAGUAUGUUGCAGCUCUUAGUUGUUUACAAAUGUUGCCAUCAUUUCCCCUCAGACUUCAUCUCUCAUUGUCUCCUGGAGGAGGUCUCCUCCUGCAGAGCUUUUUGUUACCCCCCCCCCCCCCCCGCCAGAUCCAAAUGAGUGGCCAUAAGUCAUCACUCAGUCCUAUUUGCAUGUCGGCAUAUUUUAUGUGGUCAUGAAAGCAUAUGCUGACUGAGGAGGUUUCAGAACUGAUAUCUAGCUUCGGCAUCCCAUGUCCUAGCAGUCUGAUGUAGCCCAAUCAAAAGUGUACUAUAAGUACAGCUGUGUGCACUUAUGUUCGAGGUGGACCUGCGAACACAAAACUUGUUUAAUAAUUUAUAGAAGAAAGAUUAUGUAUGGUUAGACUAAAAAACUUUAAAAUAUGUCUUAAUUUGAAUAUUAAUUGUACAUUGAAUAUUACUUUAAUCUUUGGGGUUAAAGAUCUGUUGAAGACUGUUUAUGAAUAGAUUGUUCUGUGAAAUGCGCUUUUUAUGUAAUUUCAUAAAUAUGAGUGCAUGUUUUUGUUAAUCUGGAGCUUUUAUACGCCAUAUUAUCAGGCUGUCAGACAAUGAGCAGUGUUGUUUUUAUUUUGUAAAUAGUGCAUUGCGAUGCAUGGACUAGCUUAUGCAUUUUAUGAAAUGCUGUGAAACGUGGUCAAAUGUGUGCUCCACUAUGAUCGCCUCUGUAAUUAAAUGAUGUAAAUGCAGUCUCUGUUUUUCAUUUGUUUAUUCCCAGAUGGGUUUCUAUACCUUACCAUCAUUACUAAUAUAAUUGUUUGGGUGGGAUCCAGUCUUGUCUACAAGUAAAAUAAAUUAUAUUUUACAAGUGAGACAGGUAUUUAAUCCAGGUUUAAGUCCGGUAUAAAUUGGUGUCUUGAGAGAGCUGUCCACUGUCCAUGUUGUUGAGUAAUUGUUUUACAGUGUUUUGGUUUGAUAUUACAUUAAUGUAUGUAUAAAAUUUCCUUGUGAGCUCUGUCUUUA
This is a messenger RNA of Sardina pilchardus (European sardine), 4548 nucleotides long. It is a transcript of the gene nr2c2, whose product is annotated as nuclear receptor subfamily 2, group C, member 2. Gene Ontology annotation, biological process: positive regulation of embryonic development; anatomical structure development; positive regulation of transcription by RNA polymerase II. The transcript has 15 exons. Bases 204 to 2078 code for a protein of 624 amino acids. The record is from RefSeq and is a predicted model, not a curated record. Gene Ontology annotation, molecular function: nuclear receptor activity; RNA polymerase II cis-regulatory region sequence-specific DNA binding; zinc ion binding. NCBI's taxonomy places the organism in Eukaryota, Metazoa, Chordata, Actinopteri, Clupeiformes, Clupeidae.